GGUUUGCUGAUUUACAGAAGCAGCUGUGUAUAUCGAAAUAUCGAGUUAGUUCUUGGCAUGAAAGCGAUAACUCUAAAGAUCUCAUCAAUCGCGUUGUGAAAUAGAAAUAAAUUUAUUUGGAUUUGUUAACAUUAACGCAAACGAAGAAGAGAAGUUGCUGUAUAUUUCGAGCAUGGACAAUCACAAACAAAAUAUACCAGAGGCUAUAGAAACUGCAAAGCGGAAGCUUUCCGACGACCAACAAGCAAAUGCGGAUACCAGUGCAAUAAAUAAACGCAGGAAAUCUGGGGACAAAGCGACUGUAAAAACGGAGCCUCCAGACGAAAUAGAGUCCACCACCAGCAGCAUUCAAGUGACCAUUAAGGACGAACCAAUUGAAGAACAUGAUGAGUCAGCUGCCGCCGAUGUUAGUGGCGUUUCUACGAUUAGCACUAGCUCCAACGCCGCAACUGUUGCAAUAAAAAAAGAACCAAUCAACGACGAUCCAUCUGCUAAAACGGAUGACGAUCAUGAUGAUUCACCUGCCGUCGAUGUCAAUGACAUAGCUGGGGCUAGCACCAGUCCCUUAACCAUUCCAAUAAAAAAGGAGUCAACUAACGACGAUACAUCUGUUAAGGUAGAUGCAGUUAGCAGCUCUGCAGUUAUUGUGAAAACUGAGCCAAAUACUAGCACACAAGCAGCAAUUGCCGAUAGCUCAGUUUCAUCCAGCACGUUAAGACCAUCCUGUCGUUUUGGUAUAAAGUGUUACAGACGCAAUCCGACUCAUCGGAGUAGCGAGGCUCAUCCGGGAGAUUCGGAUUACAGGCGCCCGAGUUUUCCAAUACCACCAUUGGGCACACCGGCCUGUCCAUUUGGCAACUCCUGCUAUCGUCGCAAUCCUAUACAUUUUCAACAGUAUUCGCAUCCAUCUGAUUUCAAUUCCGCCCAGAAUAUUCGAAAUCGUUUGAGGCAGCGACGCAACCAGGCGCGAAAUUCCAAUGGGCGUACAAAUGAACCCUCUGAUUUGGAAUCAGACGAAGAGGAUCCAUUUUACGAACAGGGUGAUUCUGAUUUGGAUUAUAAACCUGACGCAGAACUCGACGACGACGAGGAUGAUGAUGAUCUCGAAUUCAAUAGCGAGCGCCAGAAUUGUGAUGAAUAUGAUUAGAAUGGUUGAAAAAAUUUGUCUAUGUUAAUAUCAUGUUAAA
Molecule: messenger RNA, 1187 nt
Organism: Drosophila arizonae
Lineage: Eukaryota; Metazoa; Arthropoda; Insecta; Diptera; Drosophilidae
Product: aprataxin and PNK-like factor
Biological process (GO): double-strand break repair
Cellular component (GO): nucleus; site of double-strand break
Molecular function (GO): 3'-5' exonuclease activity; DNA-(apurinic or apyrimidinic site) endonuclease activity
Source: RefSeq, a predicted model, not a curated record